Tribolium castaneum (red flour beetle) is the source of this 4428-nucleotide messenger RNA. RefSeq lists its product as uncharacterized. Bases 944 to 4354 code for a protein of 1136 amino acids. NCBI's taxonomy places the organism in Eukaryota, Metazoa, Arthropoda, Insecta, Coleoptera, Tenebrionidae. The transcript has 2 exons. The record is from RefSeq and is a predicted model, not a curated record.
UUGAUGGUAUUUUCAUAACAUUGUUAAAGGACGUUGAAUAAAGUAACUAAAUACAAUUAUUGUUGUUUAUUCUGAAACACCAACGAUUUAAUGGUAAAUAGAAUAUGAGCAGCAAUGAGUUAAUAUUACGGAGGACUGAUAAUCACCUAAUUUUUCAUUCGAAAGAAAUGAGGUGGCUUCGGCCCCAAAUUGUUUCGAAUUAGUUUAAAUCAACCAGUUCUCAAUUUGUAUUUUUAGCCCUCCGUAUAGUUGGAAUUAACAAUGGAAAUGUUUAAGUAGAUAGAAAUCGUUAAAAAUUAAAAUUUGUACGUUAGCAAACCAAAAAACAAAUCGAAUUCAACACUUUGUAAUAAAUAAAAACACAUUUCAAAUAAGAUACCAGACAGUUUUCAAAUGGGAUUCAAAACCUCACGAAAACGUAGUAGGUAAUAGUAAUAAGCUUUUUUCCAAUUUUUUUUGCUAAAACUACGAUUUCAAUUUUUGGAAACAUAAAAGUGGUUACUUGGCUUUUUUAUUUAUCAAAGUCAAUAAACACUGGCUUGUAUGCACAUUUUUAUUUUAGUAUCUAUUUUCGCAAACGGUUAUUUUUCUGUUAAAUUGAUUUUAACUUUGCUUUAUAAAAUGCAAUAUUCGAAGUUUUGUAGAAAAAUUAUUUUGGAUUUACAUGAAUUUUUUUCUCCAGUUUGUUGAGCAAAUUUAAACAUUAGCGAUUUUUUGCGUAUUUUCCAAUAAUAGCAAUUUUAUUGAAAGAAUGACUAAUGCUUGACCUGAAAAAUAUUUAGGAAGCAACCUUGAUGAAAUGUACACAAAAAGUGAGUAAUCUAAUCUCAUUUGGUUUAAUUUUAUAAAUAAAAUCGCACUGUACGAAUAUCAGGGGUGAGCAGUAAUUUUGAAACUCGAGUUUUUUUACAACUUUUCAGCAAAAAAAGUUAAUAAAUUGAUAAUGGAUGUAAAGGAAUUUAUACAACGCUUCCACAACCUUCCCGGUGCUACAAUCGGUGCAAAAAGGAAGUCUCUGUUUAUCCUUCUGCAGAGCUUACCUUCAGACCAGUCCGCCCUCAUCACUUCCAUCACUCCCAAAAAUCAUUUGGAACAACUGUUUAAGCUGGAAGUUUUAAUCCGACUACAAAAUAUUCCCCAUUUAAUCGAAGUACUUAAAUGUGAGGAGGAACUCCUUCCCGCAAAAUUAUUAAAAAACAAGUGGUUUUGCCAAAAACUGGCAUCGAUUCUUGAUGAAGACAGCUCAAAUUUUGUGAACACUAUUCUACCCUUUACAUCUUUCGUCAUACGAAUGAGAAUAAUCGCAAAACUUGCUCUGUACGGCACGAAAAUGGACAAUGUGUACGACGAUAUUUACAAGCGAUAUGGGUUCCACAUCGCGACGAAGGUUUUGGUAGGUUGCAGCGAAUCAAAAAUUCGAAAUGUUUUGCAAAACGGAGACGUCGUUCUCUCGCCUCGCGACCUCAAAAUAUUGUACCUUAAACACCCACAAGUGUUUCAAUUUUAUUUGAAACAGAACGGUUCCAUUGACGAUGACUCAGUUUUGAGUUUUGUUGCACGAAGAGAUAAGAAAACGUUCCUCGAGCUAAUGAAAACUUUCAAAUUACGGGCAAACAUUGGUAAACGACUUACCAGACACUUGUUGAACACUUACAAAGAUUUAAUAAUCGCACAAGCAAAAACGCUGAGUACUUGUCUUCGCAUGAAAACAGUCAUGAAAACGUUAAGUCAAGACGAUUUUAAAAGAUAUUUCUUCAACUGUUUGCCCGAAAAUUUCAAACGUUUGCGUAAUGUGUCUUACGAAAUGCAGCAAAAAAUUGGAGAAAAAUAUUACAAACUGCUUUUGGAAGGAAUGAAAGAGGUUUAUAAUAAGAGUUUGUACGAUUAUCCCGAUUACGUCAGUGAAGAUAUGACGCGAUUUAUGGAUGUUGAAGAAAGGGAAAAGUGGAUCGAACUGAAGAAGAAAAGUGGUACCCCGGAAGCAGAUUUGGUCAAAUUUAUGAGACCCUCUCUUUCCAUUCCUUGGAUUAAAAAUAAAAUUAAUGUUACGUCCGCUGUUACGUCCCGAGAUGACCUCGCUUGUCUGCUCCUUGAAACGUGCAAAAUCAAUAAUGAUUUGGACGCAUUAGCUGAAGUUUUGGAAUAUUUUUGCAACAGACACCGAAACGACAAUGAAAGUGUCAUACGCAACUUUUUAUUCAAACUUAAAAAUUUGUACGAAGUUGAAAAAUUGGAGGAACGCCACUGGAAAUGUAUCAACACGCUAAAUAAUAUUCUGGACAUGAAGGGACACAAUUCUUACUUCGGUUACGAUUACGAGCUUAAAUACGUCGAAUUUUUGUUCUCCAGUAAGAAAUUAACCGACAAGCACGUGUAUAAAUUUUUAAAACUAACCAAAGGGGUUAAUUAUUGGGAGAACAAACUCAAAAGUGAACCUUUGAAAAAAAUAUUUCUUUUAAAAACUAUUGAACUCAUGCCCGAACUGACGGACAAGAAGGAAGAAAUCCACUUGCUGGAUUUGUCAACCAUAAACUGGAUUUUUUGUUGGAACGAAAAACACCCCAAUGAUCAAAUUAAUUUUUUAAAUUACCCCAGAUUGGUAGAAUCGUUCCAUAAGGCACAAAACGAGGCACUGAAUAAAGCCAAAUUCAAUCAAAGAUCGACAACUUUGUCGCAUUUGUACAAAACCAUCAUUUGUACGAAAGAAAAGUCACAAUUCCGAGAGGACACAAUAAAAAAUUAUUUACUACUAGAUUACCACUUCUACAAUGAAACAAUUGAUUUCUGGUUGUUGAAACAUGAGCCUGAAAUUGUCCACAAAAAUUUCGACAAGUGGGCCGCCCACAUUCAACGAGUCGAUUUGCAACUUAUAAAUUUACUGAAAAAAUAUUCCCACUUUUCGUUUGCCGAAAGAAUGGUCAAGCGUUGCGUCGAAAACGUGAAAAAUGAUCGAGAAACCUUAUACACCAUCCUUGCGAUGCUUAUGCCAACGCAGGAUUUCACCCAACUAAUUGCACCUUUUUACCCUCCUAACAAUAAAAUCGACGAAGCCAACGAUGAAGAAAGAAAGAAAGGCUAUCGGGCAUUGGCCAUUUGCGAAAGUUUGAAAUACGCCACCGGUUUUGUCCUCCCGACUAUCAUUACAUAUUGCAAAGGUGAUUUUUUGGGUCGAGCCCUGGAGUCUCUCUACUAUCAAUUUUACCACACCCCCGAAAACAAAUUGAGUGUUUUUAUCAACGAGUUAUCAUCGAGAGCGGUUUCGGUGCGAAAACACGCAAUUUUCCUCACUUGUCAAGUAGCAACAGCCGAAGACACCCAAAACUUAAUCAAAAAAUACCUCGAGACGGAACGUAAUAUCUCAGUCCAGAAACACUUAUUUACCGCCGCUUUGAAAUAUUUCACUAAAAAUCCCUCUGAGGAUUUUUGGGAAUGUGUCACGAUUUGUAUGACGAAUUUGGACAAAAACGACAAUGAGAGUUUCGAUUUGUUGAUCGAUGUGUCUAAAAUACCACAAAAAUACAAAGGGAGACACGUAAUGUUGGUGUGGGAAAUGUUGAAAGUAUCGGAGGAUUUAGCCCCGAAAAGGACAAGUCUAUUAUCGUCAAUCCCUUCGGAUGUCUUCAAAGACUUCCCUUUGCAUUUUCUGACCGAAAUUAUCACAAACAAUUUCCUACAAUGCAACUCCAAGUGCAAAAACUCGAUCAAUGAUUUCGUUAUCUCAACCAUACUUCACACGAGUUACACGAGCGAUAUUAUAAAUUUAAUCUUCGAUAUUUUAACCAAAGUUAAAACCGCCUCAUUUGUAACUCUCGGAGAGGAGAAAAACGCGCGUCAGUUAGUUUUACGUUUUGUUGCAAAUUUUGUUUCAACGAUGGAAACAGACGAGGGAGAUUAUCAAAUACUUCAAUUAUUUUCCGACCGUUGGCACGGCCUGUUUGGGGUUGGCGAAGCGAUUCAAGAACACUUAAAAAUCUCAUUUGCGUUGUUUAAUCUCGAGGCAAAGAAAGAUUUAAUCAAAUUUAGCAACGCAGUUGCUGGACUUCUCAAUACUUUGGUGCCAAAAUACGGUAUUGUUGUUGUAAACGUUUUUGCAAGCGAAUUGAAAAAUUCUUUGGCCUCGUUUUUGCGUUGUUACGGCGACUGGAAUGAAGAUUUUUACAAGUUUUGUUUGAAUUUACUGGAAAAUUGGAAAGACCUAACAAUUUAUUUAUUGGUUAUUAAACUUUUGCCCAGUAAAGAGCCGUCACAAGACCAAACCAAAGCCAUGUUCAAGGAAAUUGUUGAUCGACUCAAGCAAGUUCCCGAUGAAUCUAUUCAACUGUUAAUGAAUCUUUAUAUAACAAAUAUGGAGUAGAACUAAGAAUUUAUGCUUUUGAUGGUAUUUUGAUAACAUUGUUAGAGGAUAUUGAAUAAAGUAACUAAAUACAA